UGCCGUGGCUGGAAGUUACUGUGCGGCGGCGGUAAGAGGGCGGCUGUGGCGGCGGCGGCGGCGGCUGAGGCGGUGGCUGAGGCAGCGACGGAGGAAACAGAAGAUGGCAGAUUUUUUGAAAGGACUGCCUGUGUACAACAAGAGCAAUUUUAGUCGAUUUCACGCCGACUCCGUGUGCAAAGCAUCGAACCGACGGCCCUCGGUCUACCUGCCUACGCGGGAGUACCCGUCCGAACAGAUCAUUGUGACAGAAAAAACAAACAUCCUUUUGCGCUACCUACAUCAGCAAUGGGACAAAAAGAACGCUGCCAAGAAGAGAGACCAGGAACAAGUGGACCUGGAGGGAGAGAGCUCGGCCCCACCCCGCAAGGUCGCACGGACCGACAGCCCGGACAUGCACGAGGACACUUAAGACUCAUGCUCCCCCACAAGCGCCUCCUGUCUUGUCUAUUCCUCGCCUGCCCACCCGCCGUGUGUAAGCGCCCUGCCUGCCCCCGCCGGCCCGCCCACGCCCCGCCAUCCAUACCACUUCCAACCUCAUAGGAGCCGAUGUAUUUAUUUUCCUUGAGUUUUUAUUUAUGCUGUAAAAUGUACCAAGUGAUGGUUAAAGGGGACGUCAGACCCAGUAGUGUGGUGUUGGUAGAUGCUUUUUGAAAACAACAUUGUUAUUUACCACCUCCCCCGCCCCCAGUUGCCUCUCCUCCCGCCCCACAGUCCUCCUCUGGAGAACCAGAGUGGGUCUGCGAGGGUCUAGAGCUGGGGCCCUGCAGCUGGGCGGCAGGGGUGGGGGCCUUCUCCCUGCUCCCCCUGCCGGUCCGGGCCUUAAAGACUUGGCCUUGUCUCACAUUCCAUCGGGACCUAUUCCGUGCCCAGACCUUGCUCUGAGCGUGCACCAGGGGAGAAGUCGGCCCUUCCGGAUCUUUCUCUCAAGUCAUUUUAUCAUGGACUUGUGCGUGCUCCGUGUCCACCCCAAUAAAAGGAUCUUUCCUACUCGA
Messenger RNA from Diceros bicornis minor, 995 nucleotides. RefSeq names its product DET1 and DDB1 associated 1 (gene DDA1). The record is from RefSeq and is a predicted model, not a curated record. Lineage: Eukaryota; Metazoa; Chordata; Mammalia; Perissodactyla; Rhinocerotidae. Gene Ontology annotation, cellular component: Cul4-RING E3 ubiquitin ligase complex. Gene Ontology annotation, biological process: positive regulation of proteasomal ubiquitin-dependent protein catabolic process. The transcript is spliced from 5 exons. The coding region runs from base 104 to 412 and encodes 102 amino acids.